Molecule: messenger RNA, 351 nt
Organism: Gigantopelta aegis
Lineage: Eukaryota; Metazoa; Mollusca; Gastropoda; Neomphalida; Peltospiridae
Product: glutaredoxin-like
Biological process (GO): cellular response to oxidative stress
Cellular component (GO): cytoplasm
Molecular function (GO): glutathione disulfide oxidoreductase activity
Source: RefSeq, a predicted model, not a curated record
AUGAGGUUGUGUUAUCACUCUCUCUCUCUCUCUUUAGCGAUGGCAAAACAGCUUGUGGAUGGCAUCAUUGCUGACAAUAAAGUGGCAGUCUUCUCAAAGACAUACUGCCCUUUUUGUAAGAUGGCCAAGGAAGCAUUGGAUUCGACUGGAGUGAAAUAUUUUGUUCUUGAGCUAGAUGAGAGAGUUUUCUCUCUCUCUCACACACACACACACACACACACAGAUGAUGGCAAUACUAUUCAGGAUUAUCUCCUGUCUAUUACUGGUGGUCGAUGUCCUCGUGUAUUUAUUGGACAAAAGUUUAUUGGUGGAGGAAGUGAAACCAAAGCUUUUAAUGAGUCAGGAAAAUGA